AGCAGCCAGCCUUGGCUCGAGUCCAGCAGGCCUUACGUAUGCACUACCGCUCCGCUUCAUGACGAAGUCCAAGAAGGCAGCCGCGCUGGUGCGGCUGCUGCUGGCGUGCCCCGUUGUCACAGCGCGGGCGGCGCACAUCAGACGCGAUGGCGCAUCGAAGGCGUCCGUGGAGCUCGCGGUCAUGUCAAUGUGCCCUGAUGCGGUGGUGUGCGAGCAAGCAUUCGCGCCGGUGCUGAAGAGCAUGUCCGACCAGGUGGACCUCUCUCUGUCCUACAUCGGCACCCGGGACGAGCGGGGCGCGCCCGCGUGCAUGCACGGCGCGGGCGAGUGCGAGGGCAACGUGCAGCAGCUGUGCGCGCACCGCGCCGCCAAGGGGAACGUGUCGAUGCUGAUGGACUUCGUGCUCUGCCAGGGCGAGGACCGAGGAGGCGCAAUCACCAGGGCGAGGACCGAGGAGGCGCAAUCAUGGACUCAGGCGCGUGGAUCAGCGACGGGGCCCGCCUCCGUGCAGAAUCGGCGCGCUGCAACGCCAAAUCCAAAUCGGGCGGCAUCUUCUUCGAUCUGUGAACCUGGAGCCCACGGGCCAGAUCCACGGACCGCAAGCAGAUCCCGGCCAACGGCAGGCCCUGCGCCGAACGCGCCGGCCUGCCCCUGCUCGCGUGGGAGGCGUGCUCGUCGGGGCCGCAGGGCUCCAGCCUCCUGCUGCAGUCCAUGGAGAGCGCAGGGAGGCGCAACGUCCGCGUGUCCUGCACAGUCUUCGUCAACGGCGAGCAGUUCUGCCAGCACAACGAGGAGUGGGUGAACUGCGGCUCGUGCGGGGACGACAAGGCCGCGUGCCUGCGCGCCAAGCUGCUGCGAUGAGCCGCGCCCUGCCGCGCGGCCGGCGUGCGCAUCGCCCUCCGACUGUCGGUCGGCUGCCUGGCGACUGCCAUGGGCGAGAAACAGAUCCUUGGCAUCGCUCGGGCGUGUGCGUUUUUUUUCUCGGCGGGGACAAACGAGGAGCAUCCUGGAUCAUCUGGC
This is a messenger RNA of Prorocentrum cordatum, 1020 nucleotides long. Lineage: Eukaryota; Dinophyceae; Prorocentrales; Prorocentraceae. The record is from the annotation of a GenBank genome assembly.